AUGUCUACUCAAAACAGUGUUUCUCUCCUGAAACCCACAAGUCACGACCAGAUUGACGCUCACAGCAACGGCGAGCAGGAGGUGGUGUACCGAAGACUACUCGCCGAGGCUACCACUAGUGAAAAAUACGCCAGUGGACGCACCAAGAGGCCUUGGAUUUUCGAGGUUGUUCAAGGUUUUUUCCUUCAGGACGAUGAGGGAACUGAUGAUUUGACAUUUGAGUAUGUGAACCAGGAUUUUGGCCUGAAACUCAGUUCUUGGACUGAGCUUCGUCAAAAGCUGGAAUCUUUAAAUUCGAAUGCCGCCAGUAAUGAGUCAUAUAAACUUUUGUUCCUCGCUAGACAUGGUCAAGGUUACCAUAAUUUUGCUGUUGAGAAAUACGGAACCGAGAAAUGGGAUCGCGAUCUGGCCCAUCUCUCUGGAGAUGGUGAGAUUGUUUGGGGACCUGAUCCCUUUUUGACUUCUUUGGGAGAGGCACAGGCUGAUGAGAAUCACGAUGUCUGGCUCCAGCAGAUCGCCAAGGGAGCGCCCAUUCCCACUGCUUUUUAUUCCUCUCCAUUCACAAGGUCAAUGCACACUUUGAUUCGCACUUGGAAGGACAUUGUGAUUUGCGAAAAUGGACAGGAUGAGUCCAAACUAUUGGCACCAAGAGCACAUCCAUUGGUUGUGGAGGACGUCAGGGAAACCAUUGGUCUUCACCUCUGUGAUAAGCGCUCCACCAAGUCGACGAUUAUCGAGAGAGUCAGCAAGUACGGGUUGGUGAUUGAGGAUGGUUUCGAGGAAGAAGAUGUCCUCUAUAAAGAGGAUUGGAGAGAGUCGUUAUCUGAACAGGCUCUUAGAAUCAACAAGUUCUUGCAGUUUCUGUUUGAGAAGGACUUUGUCGACAACAAGAUCACCAGAGACGGUGAUUUGGUUGUCAAUGUCACAUCACAUGCUGGCACUAUCAGAUCCUUCAUCACUGCUCUGGGUCACAGACAUUUCACCAUUAGCACGGGAGGGAUGAUUCCGGUGGUGGUCAAGGCGAUCAGGCAAUUGUGA
Molecule: messenger RNA, 1038 nt
Organism: Kuraishia capsulata CBS 1993
Lineage: Eukaryota; Fungi; Ascomycota; Pichiomycetes; Pichiales; Pichiaceae
Exons: 1
Coding region: 1-1038 (345 amino acids)
Cellular component (GO): cytoplasm
Molecular function (GO): phosphatase activity
Source: RefSeq, a predicted model, not a curated record